AGCUUCUUCCCCUCGGCCGUCACACUGUUGAAUUUGUGGUCAGCCCUUGUAGUUUGUGGUUUUUUAUUUUAUUUUAUUUUGUUGACAGCGCUUUAUUCCGAAGCACUUUCCUAGUUACUGGGAUCCCCAUUGACCACGGCCGGUGUAAGUCAACUCAGCCACGCUUUCCGGUUUCCUUCAGAAUAAAGGAGCAGCGCGCACGCUUCGCUGACGUCUCCGCGAAACAGAGGCCGCUCCUUCAGAUUCAUUCACGAGCGGGAUUCUUAAUCCAGUCGGUUACCUGAGAAGCGCCCCCCAUCACCUAAACAUCGGCCGGCCCCACAGUUUCAAGUUUGUACCACCUGAGUUGCCGUCGUCAGAUCCAUAAGAGGUAGUUGUGCGCAUGCGUGCAACUUCAGUUUUCAGACAAAGCGCGCUCGGAUUUUAAUCUCUCCCGAAAUUAAAUGUUCAUGGACCAAGAGGCGGGAAUCACCGAGGUAACGUAUUCCGUCGGUUUGAUGACGCGGCGUAACACUGACAUCUCCGUGGUCAGACUGGUCAUCUCUGACGAGUCGAAGGUCAAAGGUUGACUUCAAAGUAUGUUGCGAUCCGACUGUCUUGAGCCUCAACUCUCAUGGAAGGUCGGUGCGGUUGCUGUUGGUCACUGGUCAUCACAUUAAACUGCAUUUGUGGGUCACAUCCGCAGUUAGUGACGAGAGGCCGCUCGAUGCCUCUUGCGCUCAAACACUGAAGACCACGCGUUUCAUCUCUUUCUCGCCGUCGCCCACACGCGCACACGUUUGUAUUCCAUCCUUGUGGGGACAUUGUGAGGUUUCUCAUGGCCAUAACCCUUUACCCAGCCUCUCCUUAAACCUAACCAUCCAAAACACAUGGCUAAUCUUAACCAGGACUCUCAAUAUCUAUCUGAAGCAAGUAUAAUGACCCAGUUAUUUUGAAGUCAUCAUCCACAAAUUGAGGCUUCACCUCGUGGGGUCGAGCCAGAUUUCCCCGCAAUGUGUUUUGGACCGGUCCCCACAAAAUGGUCAUGGAGCCCCGCCCCCUCCAGUCUCUGCCAAUCAAAGCGUUGCUCUCGGAGCUGACCCAACAGCUGGGCACCACGGCCUCCACCUCUGCCAUCGGACAAGUGGAACUGCUGUUUCAGUCUGCAGACUGUCAGUGGCUCCCCGAUCAGGAGCAGUGGGUGGAACUUCAGAAGGAAUACAGGGGUUUGGUCUGUGCUCUGAUCAGCUGUGCUGAUCUGCCGCCCUCCGAGGACGGCGGCGCCCCCUUGAGCACCUCAGACUACCAGCACGUCCCUGUGCUCGCUACAGGCGUGUGUCGCGCCCUGCGAGCGCUCCUGCAACCUUUGUGUGGCCAUGAGGGGGGCGGCGCCAGAUCACUGUUCCGAGCACUGGCGCCAUACGUGUGUGUGUUUGCUGUCACACACUUUCAGGAGCAGCUCUGGACCUCUUCCUCCUCCAGAGAGGCGGCCCGUCUCCUGCUGGGGGCGCUCUUGAAGACAGGAAACUGGAGAGACUCCGCCCACAUGUUGAUGGGGGACACCGAAGAUGAAGGACUUGUUGGAGCAGUUCUGGAUAUCCUGCAGCCUCGACUGACCAGAGAGAGCUGGCAGUGCUGUGAGGCUGCAAAGCUGGUCUUCGUCUGGACGCUCCUUCAGUUAACACGGCCCUUCGUCUCCCCUCACCUGGCUCGCCUCCUCGGCCCCUCCCUCCUCAUGAAUGACCACCACAGACCAGAGAACUGCAUGCUGGGAGUUCGCUGUCUUCAUCACGUUGUGCUCAAUACGCCUGCUGCAGAUCUGCGUCAGUUCAACCAAGCAGAAGUGGUUUAUCAGGCUUUGUUCAGGCACCUGUAUACUUCCGAAGCUGCUGUCAUCCAGUUGGUCUUGCAGUGUCUUCUCGACCUGCUGCUGAUCCUGGAGCGCCCCCCCUCCUCGCUUGCGAGUACACGCAGGAAACUGUGUCGCCAUGACGAUGUGCUGCGCCUGGUUCUGACCCACAUGGAGGCAGAACACAAGGUGGCACUGCGCCGCGUCUAUGCUGCGGCCCUGCCCGGGCUCCUGGUCCGCAUGGGCCUGACUGUGUGUCGACACUUGCGGCGGCUGGAGCGUGUUCUGCUAGCAUACUUGGAGGUACCUGAUCCACCAGAGGAGAUUGGACGGCUGAAGGUGCUGGAGGCACUGGAGACCACCAUCAGAGUGGCAUGGCCACGGUGGGAGGGACGCACCGGUGUGUUUGUGCGCUCGCUGCUGCGUCUGCUCGUUGAUGUCUCGUCGGACGAGCAACUGACUGACUCCACCAAACUGCAACUGAGGACUCGAACGGUCGCCUGCCUGAAGCUGCUGGACGUCUGCGCGCAGGGACGAGUCCAGUGUCUCCUCCUGCAGGUCGACAGCACCUGCUGCAGCUCAAAGCUACUGGAUUGCUUACCAACAGUGUGGAGCGAUGAGAGGGAUUGACAGGUAGAGAGAAGCUGUGUUGAUGUCAGCUUCAGGAACUGUUUGUGUAUUUAUUUAAC
This is a messenger RNA of Synchiropus splendidus (mandarinfish), 2517 nucleotides long. It is a transcript of the gene tti2, whose product is annotated as TELO2 interacting protein 2. Bases 1019 to 2458 code for a protein of 479 amino acids. Gene Ontology annotation, cellular component: nucleoplasm; cytosol; centrosome. Lineage: Eukaryota; Metazoa; Chordata; Actinopteri; Syngnathiformes; Callionymidae. The record is from RefSeq and is a predicted model, not a curated record. The transcript has 9 exons.